AUGCUCCUCCGUGUGCUGCGUCGUCCGUUGCUGCAACGUCACGUGGCGCGUCAACGCAGUCACAUCCAACAAUGCACUGCCACGAAAACAAGAGAGCAGUACAGAAGAAGAAGAAAAAAAACGACCAACACGCAGUUGUGGGACAAAGUACUGGCGAGUCAGCCAGAAAAGGCAGCAACGCAGAAAGGCGACUUGCUCUACGAGUACCUGCGCAAGCGCUACUUCGGCCUCAUGUCGGCUGGGUCGCUUGCCCAUAUUGCAUUUUGGUCGUGGCUCAAGGGCUACGAGCAAAGUCUGGUGGAGAUGCACCCGGUCUUGGGCGAGCCGACGCUCUUUUCGUUCAUUUCGGACGAUCUUGGCUCGUCCGUGGGUUUCGGCACGAGUAUUAUACUGGCUGGACUCAUUGGGUUCCAAGCAAAGCGGACAGUAGCGCGCAUUUCGGUUGUUGCGGGCGGGGACAAGCUACGCUUCACGACCCACAAAUUCUUUGGGAAUCUAGGAACGCCCAUUGACGUACCGGUCUCGUAUGUAUCGGCACACCCCAACACCAAGAACAAUAUCAUCCUCAAGCUAGCGAACAUACGCGGUUUUUAUCUAGUGGACACGAACGGCAGCUUCUUCAACCGCGAAAAGCUCGAGCGGAUGAUUACGUUCCGCACCAGCUUUAAAGAGCACGAGAAAAUGAUGGAAACGAAGACGACCGUAGAAGUACGAACGGACUUGCCGCGUGUGGAUCUCAAGGCCGAUGCAGUGCAGACUGCGGCCAAGCGAAAGGUCUCGGCACGGCCGCAGUCACCGGCUCGUCACGGCAAUCUGCUGGGCAAGAAACAUGCAAAGGCGAGGAAGGGCGGCAAAAAGAAAUAG
Hyaloperonospora brassicae is the source of this 864-nucleotide messenger RNA. The record is from the annotation of a GenBank genome assembly. NCBI's taxonomy places the organism in Eukaryota, Oomycota, Peronosporomycetes, Peronosporales, Peronosporaceae.